UACUGUACCAUCACCAACGACAGUCUAACGUUUCUUCUUACCAACCACCUCCAUUGUCAGCAUUAUAAAGGUAAUCUGAAGUUCAUCAGUUUUUUCAGCAGUUCUCUUUCUUUUCUUUUUGUUUUGUUUAAUAUCAGGUUGGGAGCUAAGGCUAAAGCCCCCAGCUUGGUAGGCAUUCUUGUCACCUUUCGAUUUUCGCAAUGCACACAGUUUCCUCCUAUGGUUUUUGUAUUUCGAGGUAACUUUCUUUGCACUGGUUUGAAUUCUAACUCUAUCUUGCAGUCGAAGAGUCCUCAUAGAGUUUUGACCUGGGAUGAUUCAACACAUAGACAUCAAUGCUUUGCUGGCAGUACCAGUGUUAAACACUGCCACUGUUUCACAAGCAGCGAUGCGACCCUUCGAGCACCACAAAAUUUAGUCAAAGAAGCUCAUUAGCAGCCUCAUUUUGGUUUUGGGUCAUUCCUUUCAAGCAUCUGGUAAGAAGGUCAUGAUUUGAUAAUCUGGUAAAUAUUGGUUCAAGCUCUUUUUUGAAGACUUGAGGCAACUGAUUAUCUUCAGUGUAUAUUGAAGUUUUCUCAUUUUGAUCCUUCCAGUACUUGCACCAUGUAUUACUGGGCUUAGGGCAGUGCUGGUGUUGUUUACAUAAAGAUAAAGUGUCAUCUUUUAUCAUGUGGUGAUGUGUUGCUUUUAUUCUUGUUUUUAUACCUUCUAGAUUUCCUUUGUUCUCUCUUAUUGCUUGUCCAUAAAAGUUUUGCAUCCGAUCAAUAGUUUUAUCUGUCAGAUGUCGUUUCCCUCCAAAACUCUUGCCAUCUGAUAGUUUCUUUCCUUUAUUGUCAUUCUUAUACUUUCUUAGAGCUGUUCCCAACCUUUUCUGGACAUGCCCUAUACAUUCCUCUUUUUUUAUCUGAUAAGCUGAGCCAAAUUUUUCUUCCAAUGCUUCCUUCACACGUCCAAAGCUACUGCUAUCACCAUCCCCAACAAAAGUCAUGUACUCCAGCUUUCGUGUCUCAAUGCUUCGGCUAAAUAUUUGAACUGCUGCUACAGCUUCCAUUUCUUCAGAUGAACCCUCAUGGUUAAUCUCACAUCUUUGUUAAUGAGCGUCCUUCCGUUUAUGUUUAUCACUUUCUUUGUCAUUGUUAUUGUGUGCCUUGCACUCAUGUGCACAAUUUGCCACAGGAUCAUCGCUAACAGUGGCCAAACAAUCACAACUCUCAUUAUUGACCACAGCGCCAUCGCUCAAAUUAUCAGUUGAACUCUUGCGGUCUUUUACCGAAAAAACUGUGUCUCUUCUUUCGUCUCGCCAAUCUAAACUUUCCCUUACUAUUCUUCUCCAUUUUUACAAGUAAAAACACUCUAAAACGCCUUGCAAAGCACUCAAUUGAAAGAGAUUCUUGAAUAUUUUAUCACACUUCCGAAACUAUCAGUGUAAAGACUCGCUACAACAGCUAUAAAACAACAACAGCCCUCAUUACGCCUUGGAGGCUUGGGCCGAAAAAAUAUAUUAAGAUAUCAGGGGGGACCCUUUCAAUAUUUUACAGGGGUUUGGAAUAAAAAUUUUAAAAACUAAGCUAAAAAGCACAUAGCAACCAGGUAAACAAAACUAUUAAAUACCAUUGCUAUGUGUGAUUUUCAUACACCACUGCAGGAAAAUGCAUAUUUCGGCAAAAAUAUUCCAACUACUUGAAAAAUAUGUUCAGAAAGUAAAACUACGAUAAAUUGUGGACCAAAUAACACACUUAAAAUAUUUUUAAAAAUUAAAGCUGUUUAACUAAAUUUUGGGUUAACUACCACCUUUUAAAAUAACAAUGUCAUGGGGGCGCCAGAGAAGAUUUGCACCAGGUCCUGCAAAUUCUCUCAGUGGUUAGUUAAAGUUAAUACAUACAGGGUGUCCCAAAAGCGUUCCUCUGCAUAUUUGCCACUCCAGAAUCUUGUAUACUUAUAUCGUCCUUAAGGCACCUAUAGACCUAUUCGAAAAAGAGUAGGAAACUCUGCAGGCCUGGUGUGAGUGACAUGAAAACGAGGCUGGUCAGAUUUUCUCCAGCUAAAAUUUCAAAAUCAUUUGUUUAUUUUGAAAUUUUGGCUGGAGAUAACCUAACUAGCCUCGUUUUCGUGUAACUCGCAACAGGCCUCCAUAGUUGCCUGUUCUUAAGGCUAUACUUUCCACAUUUUACGACAUAACUUUGCAAUUUUACUCAUUUUUGUAAGCUCUUUCUAGCUGUGGUGAUUUAUUUGCAUGGAGAUGCAAGUUUGCCUAGUUUCAAAAUUAGUCUAUAAUGGGAAUUGUCUAUUUUAGUAGUGAUGUUUUACUCAAGAAUUUGAUUCACUGAGGGUGCUUUGCAUUACUCAAAAAGUUAUGGUAGAGCCAAGUCAGUCACUCAGCUAGACCUUAGCUAAACUGCAUGUGUUCAAAGAUACUGCAAGAGGCCCUCAAUUUCAAAAAUGCUCUGACUAAUUUAAAGAAGCUACUCAAUUUUAGGCUCUCUUUCACGUUGGAGCCAUAUUAACAUUUGUCAAUGCUUAUAAGCAGGGCCACCGAGAGGAUGGCAAUUUGCCCCCUCCCUCUCGGCGGCCCUGAGGAGCAUUGUCAAAAACUUUGGAAACACAAGUACAAACUUGAUUAUGACUUUGUUGUGAGCCAUGAUCCAUACCUCUGCUUCUGGUGAAUCUGCAAGGUCUCCUGCAGUUUGUCUUAUGAACACCUUUGGGAAUGGCUUGAUUUUUCUGAUAACAACCUCCACAUUCUUGUCAUCCUUUAACAAAAAAGUUUUGUUUAUGUUAAACCGGAACUCUAUAUUCCGCAUUAACCAAUGUGAUGGGGGCAUGCCAUUAUGAACACGCAAACAAUUUAAUUAGUAUAAAAUAGCAUGAUGUACAUUUACUAAAAGCAGUAUAACUAAUGCGGAGGAGAUAAAUUAAGAUAAUUCAGACUUGAGAGAUGUGACAAUAACAACAACAGUGAGAUUUUGUGAGAUGUGAAAAAUUUUGUAUAUAUAUUUUACUUUUGUAACUUUUUAUUUUGAAUUUUGAUUAAAUAAUAUAGUAUACUUUAAAAUAUGCAGUGAGUUUGGAAAAUAAACGGUAAAUGGUUGUUAGCACCAGGAACGUAUGAAUGGCAUUACAAUUUCUCUUUGGCUUUACACCGGCCACCAUUUCUAGUUUUGGGACACCUGGCCCACAUGCGUAUUGGAGCACCUGGAUAUAUAGAAUAACCUUAUAGAAUAUGGCCUAAUAGCGAGGCUUAAUUUAUUGUGGCAAUCGCAGCAAUUGCUGUAAAAGGAGAACAAAAUGCUGUGGAUCACUAGUGUAUAGUGUAAUUUUGUGAGACCAAAGAAAUGACGUUUUAUGGGAAAAAAUAAUUGCAAAAUCAGGUUUUGCAACAAACUAAAGAAGAGUUUUUUACAAACUAACAAUCCUACUAUUGGUGAAAAGUAUAGAAUCCAAUGUAACUUAACCACUAGUUUGAGACGAAAGAUCAUUUCUAAUUAUCUUCAGGAUAAUCUUCGUCCCAGCAUCAGCACGAUAUUUAAGGAAAAUUCGAUAGUUAAGCUGUUCCAAUUCAGAAAAGUGAAGGAUGCUGAGAUCUUGGCUAUCCUGAAAUCCCUCAAUCCACAAAAAGCAACUGGUUUUGAUGCAAUUUCAGCGAGAAUUCUCAGAGAUUGUGCUACAGCUAUCGCCUCUCCAUUAGCAGUUCUGGUAAAUGAAAUAAUUAUUUCAGCCUAUGUCCCUGUUGAUUGGAAGCCAGCUGAGAUCCGUCCUAUUUUUAAAAAGGAUUAUGUCCUUGAUAAAACGAAAUACAAACCUGUCUCUAUUCUAAUUAUACUAGACAACCAUUUCGGCCUUGCAUCCAACAAAACACCUCCUUCAAUUCCGGAAAUGAAACCUUUCGAAACCAACCUUAUAAAACUCAUUGAAAAUAUACAAUUUCAAUCAGGGAAAAACCAUUUUCAAAAAUCUUUGGCUAACAAUAUGAAGAAAAUUCAUCUCCCAACAUUUUCAUAUUUGCAGAUAAAACUAGAAAUAUUUAUGAAGCCUCGCUCGACAUAUACAACAAGCUCUUACAUGACAACAUUACAAAAACAUAUAAACAUGCAUCCAAGGACCCUAUAGACGGAAUUGACUCUGAACUAAAAUAAAUUUGGGAAUCGGUGACAAAAUUGAAAAAAUGAAAAACUGUGAAGCGUUUAUAACUUUAAAAGACCACAAAGAAAUUUUGAGGACAAUCCAAAAUGCCGGCUAAAAGCAAAUCAGGAAAAUUGAGCAAAAUUAUUUUAGAUGAAAUUAAUUCCAAUUUGAGACAAAAACUGAGUUUGAACCAGUGGAGAAAUACAAAACAAGUAAUUGAAUGGUUUGGAAAUAUAAAAGACAAAGAAAGACAUAGUUUUAUUUUGUUUGAUAUUGUUGAUUUUUAUACCCAUCCAUUUCUGAAAAACUUUUGGACCAAGCAUUAUCUCAGACCCCUCAACUCUCACGCAUUCGGCGUGAGUCUCACGCAAUUCGCUUCAGUCUCACGCUAUCACGCCAGACCUCUCAAUUCUCACGCAUUCGGCGUGAGUCUCACGCAAUUUGCUUCAGUCUCACGCUCUCUCUCACGCCACGUUUAGUAAAUCUAACGCAUAAAAAUUUUGGUAAGUCCGGAAAAAUUUUUCGACCCCUAAAAUGGUACACUGACCGAAAAUUUUUUGGCGAGGAAGGUCGCCGAAAUAAUUUUUCCUGAAAAUUUUUUUUUGGUACUAGUCUCACUCUUAACUUCUCUGCAAAGUUGAGAGGUCUGUUAUCUUGGGAUUCUAAUUUAACUACUAUUGCAGAAAAUAAUAUUUCGAUCAUAAAACAUGCCAGAAAAUCUCUACUUUUCAACACCAGAAAACCAUGGACAAAAAAUGAUAGUGAAGGUUUGUUUGAUAUAACCAUGGGCAGCCAUGAUUGUGCCAAAAUAUGUGAAGUUUGGCAAAGAAAGCAUCAGCCUAUAUAGAGACGACGGUUUGGCUCUUAUAAAAAGUAAAUUGGCAUGUUUAGCAGACAAAACAAGGAAAGAACUCCGCCUUUGUCUAUCAAGUGAUAAUGUUCUUAUUGAAGGGACAGGUUAUAAAUAGAAAUCUGGCUUAACAAUGGGCAAUAAUUUGGCACCCACGUUGGCUAUCAUAUACAUGAAUAAUGUAGAUCCACAGAUUUUGGAGAAAACAGAUGGAUAUGUAAUACUUAAAUGCUAUAUAGAUGAUUACUUUGCAUUUCUGUUGUCUAAAUGUAACUCAGGAAAAAGACUUAACUAUAGCAAACAGCCUUCAUGACAAUAUUAACUUCACCUUAGAAACAGAGGAGGUUGUUUCUAGUCUAAAGUUCAUCAAUCAGUGCGGGCGCCGGUCACCAAUCGUGGGUGGUCAUCCUCACUGAUCUCAAAAAUAUGGCUGUUUGCCAGGAGUGGGAUAAGCAAGAUUUCAAUUUUCAAAAGCAUAUAUUUGGAAAAUCACAUUUCACACAAUGAGCUUUGAAGCAAUUUUUAUUUGAAGAAUGAGAAUAAUUGAUUUACUGUGGAAAAUCGUGGAAUAUAGAUAGGACAAGUUUGCUUUGAAUGUUUAAUGUUUAUGAAUUUGUUGCUUUAAUUUAAUUGCAUAAAACAUGUACUGCUUUUCUUUUCAAUUAACUUGUAUUAACAUUUGCUAAAUUACCCUGUUUAAUUUAAGAAACAAAACGCCUGCUCAGGCAUUCACACUGACCUGAAAAUGACUACAUACGAGCUUCAGUGCAAUAGAAUACAAAUUGUGAACUGCAGAUGCAAAGCACGAAAGGCUAAAAGCAUGCCAUGAUCCUCAAGAGAUGUUUUUAUAAUGCCCAAUAAACACACAAGUAUUACUCACAAAUACAAAUGUUAUCCACAAAUGUACAUGGUCUAGCUCUGAGCAUGUGAUGCGCUAACGCAUACAACAUUGUUUACAUUCUGUGAGUCUGUAUAUUAAAUGUAUAAAAUUCGAAAAACUCAGCGAUACAGAUAUUGCAUUUCCAGAGACGUUGCACAAAAAAACCCAACCAGUCAACUUCUGAGGAAGUGUAGUUUGAAGGUAAAACAUCUUAAGUCGAAUUUUAUACCCCUACGAUUUAAACAGCAUGUUGUUUUGAUGUACGUUCUAAGGGCCGCGCUAAAAAUAUAAAUAUUCUGUAAAUACGGAAAUAAAAGAUGAAAAUCUGAAUUUAAGACACAAGCUUGAAAAUAACACUAUAAAUAGUGUUUUGGAUUCUGAUUCCAUUAAUACUAUUACCGCCAUUUGCAAUUGACCGUGCGGCAUGCAUAAAUUAAACAUUUGUUCAUUGUUUCAAACUUGUCGUUUAUUGGAUGAAAGUUGACAUUACUAUGGGCAAACUUAAUUGUUGCUAAGUUAAAACUUUUUUAACCAAUCAAAAUUCGAGGUUGUUUACAAUGUUAUAAACUCUUUAACUCAAGCUUCUACUUAUUACUCGCACCUUGAAAGGAAAUAAAUUAUAAUUCGUACAGCACGCUGAUGAAAAUAAUUUGCUUUCUUUUUUAUAAUGAACUUCUGCAAAGGUUAAUUUAACUAAGAAACAUUUGCAAACAAUGCACUGGAAUGACUUGAACAUCAAGAACAAAGUCCACAUUAUAAAUACAAAGUCAUACAUAAACAAUUGAAACAAACUUGCCCUACACUUUAGGAUUUCUUAUACUAAAUCAAUUCUUAUAAUGGUAAAAAAGUUUUACAUUUAUUUUAUAUAUGUGAAACGAUUUUCCAAGCUUCCGACAUGCAUUUCUUAUAUUUGUUGUCUCUUGACUCCUGGCAAACAGCCAUAUUUUGAGAUCAGUGAGAUGACCAUCCACCGAACUACUCACGGUAACUCACGCUCGCAGUCAUUGAUGAACUUUAAACUUCGCUAAUGCUUUCGUUUCCCCGGGUGUAAAUAACCGGGGGGGGGGGAUUAGUACCCUUGCAUGGCGCUUUGUGCUGUCGGGUCGGGAUUACUACCACUGGAAAGCCUCAGAUGUCUUGCAUGCACAAGAUGUAAUAUAAAAUAUGCUUAAAUUUAGUAAAUGUGGAAGGACAUACGAAAAUGGAAAAGCACUCUCGAUCAAUUUUCGGAGAAAUAUCAUUGAUAAAAUAUUAGAAGGGGAAAAUCGAGCUACUAGAAAUAUUCCAUCUGGGUACACCAAAAUAGCAGGGCAUUUUAAAGUAGCGCCAAAUACGGCUCAGAAAAUUUGGAUGAGAUUUCCCAAGUUGUCCCAAGGGCGAUUUGGAAUUGAUAGAAGCUCUUAAAACCUCACAAGGGUCUUAUUGUUAGGAGAAAUUUGGGAAAUUCUUGAUGAAUUGGGCGAUGUUGAGGUCAAGGGUUUCUCUCUCUACUUUCAGUCGUGCAAUUUGGAAUAGAAUGCCUUCGGGGUCGUUGAUAUUCGUGGAAGAAAAUUACUCAAAUCGCGGCAGAGAGGUUUACAAACAACAAUCUUUUGUACAUGCAGUUGUUUAUGAACUACAUUAAUACAAAGGAUCCUCAUCACGUCAAGUACUAUGACGAAGCUGGUAUCAAAUUUCCCGAUGUUGGCAUGAGAAAAUAUGGACAUUCACCUGUAGGGGAACAGUGCGUGGAAGUUGUAAAAAAGCUCAAUCGCCCAACCUAACACUUAGUGCUAUGUGUUCAUUAAAUGGUAUUGAAUACGCUAAAGUAAUUGAUGGAGCCACACACUGUCGAGUUUCUCCAGUUUUUCGAGGAAUGUGGACAAUCCCUUAAUGCCACGACUGGUCUACCGUGCCUUGCAGUAGGGGAUGUUAUUGUGAUGGAUAACCUUUCCUGUCAUCACUAUCAAGGAGGCGAAGCAUUGGAACAAUGGCUAGAGGAAAUGGGAAUAGAAUUAAUAUAUACGCCAACAUACUCGCCAGAUUUGAACCCAAUCGAAGAGAGCUUUUCAAAAAUAAACAGCGUACUUAUUAAUUACAUUGUUCAUGGUAAUAAUGAUCACUUAAAGUUGGCUGUGAUAAAUGCAACAAGAAAAGUGAAUGUUUGUUUGAAAAGUGACAUGCUUGGAUAUUACCAUCACACAGGGUAUUUUUCAGUAUAGCUAAUUGUAAUUAUAGUGAUACAAACCCUGUACAAACUUAGACAUGAUAAAUGUUGUUAAAAUAUUAACAGUUUAAACUUUGUAACUAUGCUGUAGUUUGAUCUUGGGGCAGGGUGAACCACACCUUGAAAGCAGCUAGAAUUCAAACUAACUGGAUUGAUGGUUUAAGGCCUGUUCAAAAACAAUUGGUUCAAACGAAGAUAACAUCAUCCAACAUUGAUUGUUGGCCAAACAAUGUUGGAUAAUGUUGGAUGAAAAUUUUAAAACUCAAACUUUAUCCAAAAUUACCCAACAUAAACAAGGUUGGAUGAUGUUCGACCAACAUGUUGGCUUCGUUUGAACAGGCCUUUACACUUGAUAAACCACUGAUAAAACUAACUUGUAUAAGAGUUAACCCAGACAGUUUAUAACCCGGGGUGAACCUGGUUUAGUAUAUGUAUAAACCAUAUUAUAAACCAAUAUUUUACAUCAUAGAUAUGGUUCCUGACGGUGAGGACAAGGUUGCUGACGGUGAGGACAAGGUUCCUGACGGUGAGCACAAGGUUGCUGACAGUGAGGUCAACGUUCCUGACGGUGAGAACAAGGUUCCUGGCGGUGACGACAAGGUUGCUGACGGUGACGACAAGGUUCCUGACCUCACCGUCAGGAACCUUGCCCUCACCGUCAGGAACCUUGUCCUCACUGUCAGCAACCUUGUCACCGCCAGGAACCUUGUCCUCACCACCAAGAACCUUGUCCUCAUCGCCAGGCUCCUUGUCCUCACCGCCAGGAACCCGGUCCUCACCACCAGGAACCUGCUCCUCAACGCCAGGAACCUGGUCUUCACUGUCAGGAACCUUGACCUCACCGUCAGGAACCUUGUCCUCCUUGUCCAGGGUGAACCUGGUUUGCUAUAUGUAUAAUCCAUAUUAUAAACCAAUAUUUUACAUCAUAGAUAUGGUUCCUGGCGGUGAGGACCAGGUGCCUGGCGGUGAGGACCAGGUUCCUGGCGGUGAGGACUAGGUUCCUGACGGUGAGGACAAGGUUCCUGACGGUGAGGACAAGGUUCCUGAUGGUGAGGACCAGGUGCCUGGCGGUGAGGACCAGGUUCCUGGCGGUCAGGACAAGGUUGCUGGCAGUGACGACAAGGUUCCUGGCGGUGAAGACAAGGUUCCUGGCGGUGAGGACAAGGUGCCUGGCGGUGAGGACAAGGUGCCUGGCGGUGAGGACAAGGUUCCUGACGGUGAGGACAAGGUUCCUGACGGUGAGGACAAGGUUCCUGACGGUGAGGACAAGGUUCCUGAUGGUGAGGACCAGGUGCCUGGCAGUGAGGACCAGGUUCCUGGCGGACAGCACAAGGUUGCUGGCGGUGAGGACAAGGUUCCUGGCGGUGAGGACAAGGUUCCUGGCGGUGAGGACAAGGUUCCUGGCGGUGAGGACAAGGUUCCUGGCGGUGAGGACAAGGUUCCUGGCGGUGAGGACAAGGUUCCUGGCGGUGGGGACAAG
Molecule: messenger RNA, 9538 nt
Organism: Paramuricea clavata
Lineage: Eukaryota; Metazoa; Cnidaria; Anthozoa; Malacalcyonacea; Plexauridae
Source: the annotation of a GenBank genome assembly